GUCGACACUAUUAUUUUUUUUAAAAUGUAUCACAAACCACAUUGACAAGUUUCCGACUUUUUUAUUUUAUUCCUAUUUUCUCCUUGAACAUGAUUAAGAAUCUUGGGAAAUUUAAACAAUGGACAGGUGAAAAAUUCGGUGGAGCCAAAGUCACUUUACAAACCGAGGAUUUUCAAAAACUAGAACAAGAAACCGAAAAAAGAAGAGAAGGUUAUGAACGUGUGAUAGAGGCUGUUGAAAUUAUUCAUUCGUAUCUCCUCAAAAGAAAAACUUCGCCAGAGGAUAACAAGACCAAAGCCAUGCCGUUUGAAGUCCUCGGUUCUUGCUUAUAUCAUUAUGGAACUAUCUAUCCCGAAGAUUCUGCAUUAGGUAUCGCCUUGAUCAAUUUAGGCCAAACCGAAACUCGUAUCGCUGCUCUUCAAGAAGCACUGGCACAAGAUAUACACACUGGCUAUUUAACAACACUGGAAAACGGUUUAUUAGAGUAUAAAGAAUACGAUUCUCUUCGAAAGAAGCUUGCUUCUCGUAGACUGGAUUAUGAUUCUAAACUGAAUCGACUAAAUAAGGCUAAAAAAGAAAAGCCGGAGCUUGAACAAGAAAUGCAAGCUUCCAGGAUUAAAUAUGAAGAUACCGAACAUGAUUUAAUUCAAAAGAUGGCAUAUAUUCAGGAGUUUGAGAAUGAACACCGAGAUGCCUUGUUUAAUUUAGUGGAAGCACAAUGUACAUAUCAUAAUCAGGCUAAAGAGUUAUUCGAGACUAUAAAAAGUAAUUGGGGCCAAGAGGACUCCGUCGCCCCAUCUAUACAAACUCCUGCUGCGGCUGCUGUCACUAUGAAUGGUGAAGAUCCGACCUCUAAAGGUCGUUUUAGACCCACCUCGUUACGCCAACAAAGUCCAGCUAGUAGUAGUGACGAUUAUAAUACCAGUGUCUAUAGUAGCGAAUCCGUUAUUCAUCACACACUCCCUACACGUGUUCCACCCCCCACCAAUUUACCUUCUAGACAAACUUCUACACAUGACUUUGAUAAGCAUCGAAAGGCUCUCUUUGACUUUACUGGUCAAAAUGACGAUGAGAUUUCUUUUAAAACCGGGGAUAUCAUUGCGGUCAUUGAUGAAAUUGAUAAAGGAUGGUGGUUAGGUGAGGCUCAUUCCAAACGAGGUAUAUUCCCUGUAAAUUACACUGAA
Mucor mucedo is the source of this 1184-nucleotide messenger RNA. RefSeq lists its product as uncharacterized. Gene Ontology annotation, biological process: protein transport to vacuole involved in ubiquitin-dependent protein catabolic process via the multivesicular body sorting pathway. The annotation marks the transcript as partial. The record is from RefSeq and is a predicted model, not a curated record. Gene Ontology annotation, cellular component: ESCRT-0 complex; cytoplasm. Lineage: Eukaryota; Fungi; Mucoromycota; Mucoromycetes; Mucorales; Mucoraceae. The transcript is spliced from 5 exons. Gene Ontology annotation, molecular function: protein binding.